AUGAAAGAGAAGUCCAAAAAUGCUGCCCGGACGAGACGGGAGAAAGAAAACAGCGAAUUCUAUGAACUGGCCAAGCUGCUGCCUUUGCCCUCGGCCAUCACCUCGCAGCUGGACAAGGCCUCCAUCAUCCGGCUCACCACCAGCUAUCUCAAAAUGCGCGUGGUUUUCCCAGAAGGACUUGGAGAAGCCUGGGGCCAUUCCAGUCGCACCAGCCCUUUGGACAACGUUGGGCGGGAGCUGGGAUCCCAUCUCUUGCAGACCUUGGACGGUUUCAUCUUUGUGGUGGCUCCAGAUGGCAAGAUAAUGUACAUCUCCGAGACCGCCUCCGUUCAUUUGGGCUUGUCGCAGGUAGAGCUGACCGGCAACAGUAUCUACGAGUACAUCCACCCAGCCGACCACGACGAGAUGACGGCUGUCCUCACCGCCCACCAGCCCUACCAUUCCCACUUCGUUCAGGAGUACGAGAUUGAGCGCUCCUUUUUCCUAAGGAUGAAAUGCGUCUUGGCCAAGAGGAACGCGGGCCUCACCUGCGGAGGAUACAAGGUCAUUCAUUGUAGUGGUUACCUCAAGAUCCGUCAGUACAGCCUCGACAUGUCGCCCUUCGAUGGCUGCUACCAGAACGUCGGCUUGGUGGCCGUGGGCCACUCGCUGCCCCCCAGCGCCGUGACGGAGAUCAAGCUGCACAGCAAUAUGUUCAUGUUCCGCGCCAGCCUGGACAUGAAGCUCAUCUUCCUCGAUUCCAGGGUAGCUGAGCUGACCGGCUACGAGCCUCAGGACCUGAUCGAGAAGACCCUCUACCACCACGUCCACGGCUGCGACACCUUCCACUUGCGCUGCGCUCAUCAUCUGCUGCUAGUGAAGGGGCAAGUCACCACUAAAUACUACCGCUUCCUGGCCAAGCAAGGUGGCUGGGUCUGGGUGCAGAGUUACGCCACCAUCGUUCACAAUAGCCGAUCUUCGAGGCCUCACUGCAUCGUUAGCGUCAACUAUGUGCUCACGGAUACAGAAUACAAAGGCCUACAGCUCUCAUUGGAUCAAGUUUCAGCAACAAAGCCUUCAUUCCCAUAUGCCAGCUCCACUCCAACUAUAACUGACAAUAGAAAAGGAAGCAAAUCACGUCUCUCAAGUACUAAGUCAAAGCCUAGGACAUCACCAUACCCACAGUAUUCUGGAUUUCAUACAGAAAGAUCUGAAUCUGACCAUGAAAGCCAAUGGGGUGGAAGUCCACUGACUGACACUGCUUCUCCACAAUUAAUGGAUCCUGCUGAAAGGCCAAACUCCCAGCAUCAUGAUGUCUCCUGUGCCUAUAGACAAUACUCAGACCGUGGUUCUCUCUGCUAUGGCUUUGCACUUGACCACUCUAGGGUGGCUGAUGAGAGACACUUCCAUACGCAGGCCUGUGAAGGUGGCAGGUGUGAGGCUGGCCGAUACUUCCUUGGCACACCACAGUCUGGAAGGGAAACAUGGUGGGGUUCUCGAUCUGGCCUUCCCCUGACCAAAUCUUCUCCUGAGAGCAGAGAAACCUAUGAGAACAGCAUGCCUCAUAUAACUUCCAUUCACCGGAUUCAUGGAAGAGGGCAUUGGGAUGAAGACAGUGUUGUUAGCUCCCCAGACCCUGGUUCUGCUAGUGAAUCAGGUGACCGAUACCACUCUGAGCAGUAUCAGGGCAGCCCACAUGAGCCUAGCAAAAUCGAAACUUUAAUAAGAGCGACUCAGCAAAUGAUUAAAGAAGAAGAAAACAGGCUACAAUUACGGAAAUCGACCCCCAAUCAGCUGGUUUCAAUUAACGGAGCAGGAAAAAAACACUCUGUUUGUUUUGCAAACUACCACCAGCAGCAGCAGCUGAGAGGAGACGUCUGCCGGGUCCCUAGCAUUACCAACACGUCUCCCUGUGAACACACGCAGCAACGAGAUGGGAAGAUGAUGAGCCCUCAUGAAAAUGACUAUGACAACAGCCCCACAACGCUGUCUAGAAUAAGCAGCCCUAAUUCUGACCGGAUUUCCAAAUCAAGUUUGAUACUAGCUAAAGACUACCUGCACCCAGACAUGUCCCCUCAUCAAACUCCAGGGGAUAACCCAGCAGGUUCCCCAAACUAUUUUAGUUCUCAUAGGCAGUACUUUGAUAAGCAUGCAUACACAUUAACGGGAUAUGCCCUGGAGCACCUUUAUGAUAGUGAAACUAUUAGAAACUAUUCUUUGGGUUGCAAUGGAUCACAUUUUGAUGUGACUUCUCACCUACGGAUGCAGCAAGAUCCAGCCCAGGGACACAAGGGGACAUCCGUUAUAAUAACAAAUGGAAGCUGA
Hemicordylus capensis (graceful crag lizard) is the source of this 2304-nucleotide messenger RNA. It is a transcript of the gene SIM1, whose product is annotated as SIM bHLH transcription factor 1. The record is from RefSeq and is a predicted model, not a curated record. The coding region runs from base 1 to 2304 and encodes 767 amino acids. The transcript has 11 exons. NCBI's taxonomy places the organism in Eukaryota, Metazoa, Chordata, Lepidosauria, Squamata, Cordylidae. Gene Ontology annotation, molecular function: RNA polymerase II transcription regulatory region sequence-specific DNA binding; protein dimerization activity; DNA-binding transcription factor activity, RNA polymerase II-specific. Gene Ontology annotation, biological process: regulation of transcription by RNA polymerase II.